UUUGUUCAAUAGAAAAAAAAAUCAUAAUUUAAAUAAAGAAAGAAAAAAGAAACUAAGGCAAUUAGUCUCGCACAAUUCUUUGAAAAAAAGGACUCUUCAAAAGAAUCCAACGUUUGAUGCUUUAGCUCAAAUGUGUUGCCAUUUAUUUGUCCCAUCUCUCUGAAGCUUCAAGUCUGCCUCAGCAAGAGUUUGCUGGCAAGUCAUGUUGAACUUUAGCAAAUGGCCUCUGCUCCUGUUGUUGAGCACAGAGGAACUUGCCACCAUCCAACAGGUCUGUGUCUUUGGAGAAUCUGCUAAUGAAGCUAUCUACAUCACAAACGACAACAAGGUAUUUGUGUUUGGCGAGAACUGCACUGGCUGCCUUGGAACAGAAGACGGUUUAAGCACCAUUGUGCCGAAACAACUCAGCUGCCUGGAGGGGAAAAAGGUGGUUAGCUUGAGUUAUGCCAGAGGCCCGGACUUCCUACUGGCAACAGAGGAUGGGAAGGUAUUUGCUUGUGGGUACAAUGCUUGCCGCCUACUGGGGGUCGUCACGAGGGGCAUCUGUGAGCUGUCCCAGUCGCUGGUCACUGUCAACAUUCCGAACAUGAAAGUCAAAGAAGUGGCGUGUGGUGCUUAUCACUCCAUGGUCCUCACGGAAGAUGGAGAGGUCUUUGCAUGGGGUUAUAAUAACCACGGCCAGGCGUCUUCACAUAUCGUGGUUAUCCAGCCAUUCCCCGUAAAGGUGGGCGGUUCGUUGCAGGGUGAAACGGUGAUCGGCAUCACGUGCGGACACUCCUUUUCCAUGGCUCUGCUGGAUAACGGAGAGAUUCACGGAUGGGGCGACAAUCACAACGGGCAGCUGGGUGUUGGUCACGACAACUAUGUGUCGAUGAUGCCUUGCCGCCUGUCUGCUCUGCAGGAGUCUUGUAUAAAGCAGGUCGUGUCAGGCUAUGGCCACUCCCUCGCUGUAACAGAUAAAGGACUGCUUUAUUCAUGGGGCACAAACACUUUUGGACAGCUGGGAAUUGGUGACAUGAACAAUUGUUUUAGCCCAGUGCAAGUUAUGGCUGAUGAAGAGAGGUUUGUCGAGGUGGCCGCGUGCCAUUUUACCCACACGUCGGCGGCCAAGACGCAGAGCGGCCAGGUGUAUAUGUGGGGUCAGUGUCGGGGUCGAGCCGUCGUCAUGCCGCGCCUCACCCACUUCACCAACACGGAUGACGUGUUUGCCUGUGUCGCGUCCCCCCCGGUCAUGUGGAGGCUGAUGUCAGUGGGUGAGCAAAACAUUUGAAUCUUCUCUUUCCGAUCG
Messenger RNA from Syngnathus typhle (broad-nosed pipefish), 1288 nucleotides. Its product is annotated as RCC1 and BTB domain-containing protein 1-like. Lineage: Eukaryota; Metazoa; Chordata; Actinopteri; Syngnathiformes; Syngnathidae. The transcript is spliced from 7 exons. The coding region runs from base 203 to 1270 and encodes 355 amino acids. The record is from RefSeq and is a predicted model, not a curated record.